Siniperca chuatsi (mandarin fish) is the source of this 1289-nucleotide messenger RNA. RefSeq names its product homeobox expressed in ES cells 1-like. Lineage: Eukaryota; Metazoa; Chordata; Actinopteri; Centrarchiformes; Sinipercidae. The record is from RefSeq and is a predicted model, not a curated record. Bases 267 to 773 code for a protein of 168 amino acids. Gene Ontology annotation, biological process: forebrain development; pituitary gland development; regulation of transcription by RNA polymerase II. The transcript is spliced from 4 exons. Gene Ontology annotation, molecular function: RNA polymerase II cis-regulatory region sequence-specific DNA binding; DNA-binding transcription repressor activity, RNA polymerase II-specific. Gene Ontology annotation, cellular component: nucleus.
AGUCAGCAGUUUGUAUUCCUGCUGCUUUACAUGUACCUCAGACUUAACCAUCCAUUCACCUUCUCAGUUGGUUUUAGACCACAGGUCCACAGUAUAGAACUGUAGUAUCAUCAAGAUUUCCACUGAAAGAAAAUCGACUUAUGGAACUAUUUUAUUUACAGUGAAAUCAGAAUAACUUUGUUAGUUGUUGUCGGUAUUUUUGUUAGCACGCUGGGGGCUUUCUGCUCUCAGGGCUGUUUAUUGAUCACUUAGUCAGAUCUAUCAUUAUGGCUCCUGUGACAGCAGAAAACAGGCCAACGUUUUCCAUCGAGCGGAUUCUGGGUUUGGAGCUGAAAAGUCCUGGAAACUGCCUGAAACUCCACCGACCCUGGGCAGAGAUAGGAGCAGAGACAGAGAACAGAGGAAACAGUAUAUGCUCUAAACAACAACAACGUCAUCAUCCUCAGCAGCUGAACUCUGCCAGGCCGACAUCAAACUGGUAUAUCGGACGCAGACCGCGCACUGCCUUCACCAACAGCCAGGUAAAUGUACUGGAGACAGUGUUUCAGGUGAACUGUUAUCCAGGUAUCCAGCUGAGGGAGCAUCUGGCCGGGAGACUCGACCUGGACGAGGACCGAAUACAGAUCUGGUUUCAGAACCGGCGGGCCAAGCUGAGGCGUUCCCUCAGAGAAACCCGUCUUCAGCUGGUUCAGACGGCCGUGGCUGACCUCGGGGUCAGACACGAGGUCAUAGGUCAACUGAAGGCCAAGCGGAAUCUGCAAAGUGACCUGUAGCUCACCCGGUGGCUAGCCUCUCGUCUCCAGCUGGAGGUGGAGGAAAAGGAGGAGUGAUGCUGAUGACCUCAACCUGUUUCUGAUAUCAGGAUUGGCUGUUUACACGUACAUUUAUUCAUCAGUUUCUACCAGCUUCUGUCUUUCUUCUUCCUUCCUUCCAAAUGUCAUGCAAAAACACAACUGUGGAAAACAAAUGGUGACAAAUAAAAGUCACAGUUUGCUUUCUAACCCUAGUAUCACAGUGAUAAUUGGUGCACCGAUCGUUUUUGGUUUUUUGAAGUCUGUGAUUUUUAGUAAACAGGAUUUAAUGUUUACAAAAACAGGUGAAUCUAUCAAGCAUACUGAGGAAGUAUGCCGUCUGUUGUCUUGAAGAUUUGGCAGUUUGGAGAUUGCUGUGAGAUCUGGUCUGGAUCCAUUUGUUUAAUGCUCUGCAAUGUUAAAGUGUCUUAAUGUGUGAAUAGGUUUCUGUUUUCUAAACUGUACAAAGUCUAAUUAAAACUAAUUCAAGUAUUUGAA